GAGAGAGAAACUCCUGCUUCUCUCUAGGUUUUUCAUUUCUUAUUCAUUUCUUCUUUAAUAUUCUUCGUUUUUCUUGGAUUAGAUCUGAUUUCUUUUGGAAUUUCUUGCUCUAAUCUUCAUUCUUUUCCAGUAUGACUACAGAUCAGAGACUGAUUCCACCAAAGCCUCCUGAUAUCGUUAGAAAUUUUGCUUCCCUUUUUAAAAACCCUUUAAGUUCUUCAGAACCUUUUGGGUUGGGUAAUCCAUCUGAGAUGCUUGCAGGUCCUUCUAAUUCUUCUAAGGAACGUGGAGAUAUUUCUAGUAUGCCCCCUGUUUCGUUUGAUCCAGUGAAACCAGCGAAGAGAGUUGUCUUCAACAACGGAGAACCAGGUAUGUACUGGUCUCCCGAUGAAACUCUUGAGCUCUCUAAGGGUUUCAGCCAGACCUUAAUCGGUAAAUGUGCGUAUGGUAAGCCGUCAUUGGGGGUAAUAAGGGAGUUUAUCACUUCUCGGUGGCUUCCUAAGGGUGAUUUCUAUGUAGGAAUUCUAGAUCCCAGACAUAUCCUUAUUAGAUUUGCCCUAUAUGAGGAUUAUGUUAAGACAUGGAUGAAGGAUGCAAAGUAAAGGGUUUUCUGUUUAGAUUUUUCAAAUGGUUCCCGGAGUUUAUGCCUGGGAUUGAGCCCCUGUAGCACCGGUUUGGGUUUCAUUACUUAGUCUUCCAAUUCACUUGUUUAAUAGGGAGAGCCUAAGGGAUGUUUUGAGCCCUGUUGGGCGUAUCUUGGUAAUUGAUAACUCUACUUUGCAGUUAACAAGACCUGGAUGUGCUCGAGUAUGUGUUGAGGUCAAUUUGCUGGUAAACAAUCCCAGACGCUUUUGGCUUGAUAUGGGAGGUUCAAGUGGUAGGUGGCAGCGACAAGUAUAUGAAAAGGAUGUGAGAUUCUGUUCUGUGUGUUUGAAGCAGGGUCAUGAUGACUCUCUUUGUUGCAAAAAGGGUAAGGAGAAGGAGAGUGUUAAUGUUGGGAGGGUGGAAGUUCCUUUGGGUCUGAGGGAAAAGGAGAAAGGUAAGAAGCCUAUGUCUGGGAAUGAGUCUGAUAUUUUUGUGAAGGCUAAGUCGAUUUCCAUGGCUCAAAAUACAAGUAAGCAGUUGAAGGAUUUCAAAAAGAAAGAGGUGGAACAGACUAAUAAAUUCUCUGUUUUGAAUAUGGUGGAGGAGGAAGGACCUGUUAUGGGGGAUAAUUUUGUUUCUGUAGAUGGGGAGAGGUUAUCUAAAUUUGCUGAGUUGAAUGUGGAGAAGCAGGGGAUUUCUGCUGGUGAAGGUGUGGUUUUUACUGUUGAUCCAAUUCAUGUUGCAGAGGAAGUUAUUGGUGAGAUUUUAGAUGGAAUUGCAGAGAAGGUUGUUGAGGGUGGAAAUUUGUUGAGUCCAGACCAGUCUGUUGGUGGAGUUGGUUUUGGGGAACUACAGUCUAUUCCUUUGGGACCAGUAACUCAAAGGGAUCAGACUGGUUCUUUGGAUAGUGCUCAGGGUAUAAAUAGGGGUUUGGAUCCAGUAUGUGAUUUGAAUGUGGGAGAUGGACAGAGAAGCUUGCAAAAAGGUGAUUCUGGGAAUGUGGAUGGGAGUAAUGAACAUUGUGGUUUUAAUAAGCAGUUUUCUUCCUUUUAUCUGGAGCGUUUUGCUGGUAAAAGUGGUGCUUCUGUCUCUAUUGACGAUGAGAGAGGAUUAAUUAGACAUCGAGAACCUCCAGACAAGGGGUACUAUUCUGAUACAGGAAGUACGAUGAAGAGUAAGGAAUUAAUGGGUAGAGUUGUGAUGGAUAGUGAGGAUUCAGACUCAGAUUCAGCCUCUGUGGAAUUUUCUUCUGCAGAAGUGGAGAUGAGGAUGGAAACAAGGGGUACAGCUAUUGCUUCUCUUCAUGAUUGAUUAGUUAAUCUGGGAGAUGCAAGGGAUAGGACAUUGUGGUUUCUCUCUUCUUAUGCUGGAGUUGUGGUCUUCAGGCUUUCAGUCAGUGAUACUCUUUGUUUUUCCUUAUGGUUAAUGUUUUGAUUUGGAAUAUGAGAGGGAUAGGCAAGUUGGUCAAGAGAAGACAUUUAAAGAAAUUAAUCAGGAUUCAUGGGAUUUCUUUGGCUGCUAUUUUAGAGCCUAAAGUUGGUCGCGAUAAAAUUCAAGGUUUUGCUUCUAGUUUAAAUAUGCCUCAUUUUGCUGUCAACAGUAUGGCUGAGAAGAAUAUUUGGAUCGUAUGGGAUGAUAGAUUGGAGGUGAAGACUGUGUUUGAACAUCCUCAAGUAAUUACGGUGGAGGUGUCUUAUUUAAGGUCUAAGGCUGUCUUGGUUUCUUUGGUUUAAGCAUGCUGUGAUAGUGUUCUUAGAAGGUCUCUAUGGGAGCAUUUGUUGGAAUUAAAUGUUCCUUCAGAUGUUCCAUGGAUGGUUGGUGGUGAUUUUAAUACUGUUUUAUGCUCUGAGGAGAGGCUGGGAGGUUCUCCCCCUUCGUCUGUGGCAAUGGGUGAUUUCAAUGAUUUUAUGUUGGGUGCGGGCUUGAUGGAUGCUGGUUUUAUGGGGAGUAGAUUCACGUGGUGUAACAACUGCCAGGGA
Ilex paraguariensis (yerba mate) is the source of this 2564-nucleotide messenger RNA. The record is from the annotation of a GenBank genome assembly. NCBI's taxonomy places the organism in Eukaryota, Viridiplantae, Streptophyta, Magnoliopsida, Aquifoliales, Aquifoliaceae.